AUGGUGUGCUGGAACAUAUGGAGCCUAAGGAAUAACAUUGUCUGGAACAAUCAGAGGUUGGAAUCGGCAAGGAGCCUAAGGAAUAACAUUGUCUGGAACAAUCAGAGGUUGGAAUCGGCAAGCAGCUUGAUCUUCAAAACUAAGACCUAUUAUGCAGCUUGGCUUGCAGCAACGACAGAUAAGCAGCAGAACCAGAGGAAUAUCGCAGCUGUUGAUCGGUGGAUAAAACCACAACAAGGCUUCAUGAAGUUGAAUGUAGAUGCCGCCAUCAACAAGGAAGAAAGCUGUAUGGGGUUCGGUUGUGUUUUACGUGAUGACCAAGGAUGUUUCGUGGCUGCUAGAGGGGCUAAAUGGAGAGGUACAUACAUGGCCAAAGAGGCUGAAGCAAUGGCGAUACGAGAAUCCUUAACAUGGCUCAAAUAUGUCACUCUCAACAAAGUGGUAAUCGAGUUUGAUUCCUUACAAGUUGUCCAGAAUUAUCACUCUACUUCAGGAAAUUCUUACUUUCAUGUUAUUUUAGGUGAUAUUAAAAACUUAAUGAGCUUGUUUGCUCAAAGUAGUUUAGUGUUCACUAAGCGAUCUGCGAAUCAGGCGGCUCAUUUGUUAGCGGCAGUCUGUUUCUUUGUCUGA
Molecule: messenger RNA, 630 nt
Organism: Ipomoea nil (Japanese morning glory)
Lineage: Eukaryota; Viridiplantae; Streptophyta; Magnoliopsida; Solanales; Convolvulaceae
Exons: 1
Coding region: 1-630 (209 amino acids)
Molecular function (GO): RNA-DNA hybrid ribonuclease activity; nucleic acid binding
Source: RefSeq, a predicted model, not a curated record